GUUGUCGUCGUCGCAGUCGUCGUGCUCUAGCAGGGUGCAUUUUGAGUUUGCGUUUAAUUCAUUUUUCUUCAGUCCACGACGAUUAACCAUGCCGAGCGGUUGGGUGUAUUCGUGUAAGCGGCGUUAUUAAGUUUUAUUGCCAAUUGUAAUGAAAUCAUUAUUAAAGUGAGCCAAUUAAUAUUGCAGUAAAUUGUGAAAUUAAGUGACGCGCUUUAGUACCUAACGGUUAUUUAGCGCUGGCGAAAGCCUGAAGUUCUACUGUGAAAAUUUACUGGUGCUAAUGCAUAUAUAUGCGUUGAUCGGAUUUUCUAUGCAUGUAAACGCCAAGGAAGCUUAGUAAAAAUUUUCGUGAAUAUUCGUGUAAUUUACUGAAUGAAAUGUACGACAGCGUGUCGAAGUAAAAAAUCGUUAAAGGCGAAAUUGUGCCAAACGAAGCAAACAGCCGAAGUUGAAAAGCAAAUAGGCUGGCAGGCUGUUAGGCAGUCCGUUAGCCAGUCAACAAGCCAGUAAAGUAACGUGCCUAGUUUUCGGGAAAUAAGUUUGGCCACACGUUCACGUCGUACGCAACGGUGUGGCGCUGAAAGGGGGUGUGGAAAUUUCACAUCCUUCUCUAAAGUACGGUGCGUGUGUGUUAGUAUCUCAAACUACUAGUGGCUAGCAUGCUAAGAAUAUCAUAUUCAAAUAACAACAACAAAUAAAGUGAAAUACAAAAUCGCGUGCUAUUGACCAGCGCAUGUUACAGAAAAAAAAUUAAGAGUCACACGCGCAACAGCAACAAUCGUGAAAUGAAAUGAGUUCCCAAAGGUUCAAUAUUGUACUUUAACUGCCGAAACUAGCCAAGUGCUGUUGGCAGGAGUACUAAAUUUAGUCGGCUCAUGCAAAUUUAUACCGUGGCGCGAAAUCUGAAUGUCCAAACGUUUGUAGUUCUAGAAUCCGUUAAUUGCUGCGAAACAUGAAAUUAGCAAGUUAAUACAUUAACGGACGCUACGCCACACUUAUGCGUACCAGUGGCCGAAACUGCGUUGUACACGUGCAAACACGUCACUCACGAAUCCUGCGAGAUUAAUCAAUUUCACCAAACAUUUGCUCCAAACAAAAAUCAAGCAAAAAGGCUAUGAAAAAAAAUCGUAAAAAAUUAAAAUGAAAAAUGAAAUGUGUGAAAAUCAUGUUUGACGCCUUUAAAAUCAGACGGAUUACGACCAUUGUGAAAAGCGACAAGCACCAGACACUCAACUCAUGAAAUAUACACACCCACACACGCAUUUGCACACACAUCAUUGUGCGCCUAAAAUUGGCUAAAAUCUAAACAAAAGUGAAACCGCAAAGCAAAAAUAUAAAAAAAAGGUGGUGAGAAGGACACGCGCGUAACGCAAGAACGCGUGCUUUGUGCUAAUUAGAAAGUUGGAAGCAAAGUUUGUGUGCGAAAAGCAAAUACAAGCCUCUAAAUAAGAGGACUCAAUGCAAACAAUAACAACAGCUACGCGCAGCAGACACAGCUAUCCUUUCGCGUGAACAGCUAAAUUUGAAACGAAACCUAAAAACGAAAAAAAAAACUGCAAAUGACGUAUAGCUCAUCAUCGCCAGCUUUGAUUUUAUUUGCUCGCUGUGUCAAACUUUUUUUUUGAUUUGAAACCUUGUGGAAGAUGCGGUUUAUGCGGGCGAGUUAAAAUCAACAACUGAAAGCCACUUACGCGAUAAAGUGUUUGCGAAAGACAAGCGAGAAAGCGUUUUACAAUUUCUAUACUUUUACGAAAUCAAAUUAUUUUCAAAUUUAUUUUCUCGACCUUAAACGCCCUUCUCUAACCUAGUCGGGUAGCUCGCGUAAAACAUAUCGCGUGCCGAAUAUUUUGAAUGAAAGUAUUAAUUAUUAAUUAAUCUCCAACUUGUAGCAGACAGACUGCGCGAUUUGCUGCUUUUUGACCACGCAAGAAAGCCAGUGAAAAAAACCAAAAUACAAACAUUAAUAAUAAACAAUUAGAAUGAAAAAAUCAGUUAACCUAACUCUCUUUGAAAUUAGAAAUUAAAAUAAACACAUAUGCAUAUACAUAAAUGUGCGCGGCGAACAGAACUGUAAGAAGGACUCAUGCGAGAGCUACCAAGUAAAAUUCAAUACAUAUUACCAUAUAUCCAAAGAGAGACAAGUCAUGCAUUCAUGUGCAUAAAAAAUACUUAAACUCACAUAUCUAACACAAGUAAGAGCUGAGGCAGCUCUUAAAACAACAGAAAUCAUGCAAAAACUACAGCGACAACAGUGUAUCACCUGCCACUGCAGUCAUCGGCAGCAACGCACAACGCUUCAACAAAACCACCAACAUCAAAACAUACGACAGCCACAAGGUCGCAUUAAAUAUCGCACAACAUCGCGCCUGUUGCCUCCACUGUGGCCAUUACUCCUAUCCUCACUGCUGCUAACCGGCCAGCCACCUAGGUCGCUAGCCACACGCUUCAACCGCCAAAGUCAGGGCCACAUUUCAUACGGCGCCGCAAGUGGCGCCAAUAGCCUGCCCACGCCACACUUUCCUCUUGAUGCCAACACAGCGUACGCGAGCAGCGGUGCCGCAGCUGGCAAGCAUCAUGCCAACAUGAACAAUGAUGUUUACUCGGUGGCCGAUAGUCAGGCCAUGACCGAUGAUUAUAUGGCACAAUUUGGCAAACCACCUGCUUCACCACCACCGAUAAUACCACCAUACCUAACGCACACGCAUUCGACGUCCGCCGACAACACGCUAAUCGUGCACCACCAACCGCAUUUGAGCAGCUGUCAGACGGUGUGCGCGUGCAAGUGGAAGGGCGGCAAACAGACGGUGGAGUGUAUCGAUCGUCAGCUCAUACAGAUACCCGAGAACAUCGAUCCGUCAACGCAAGUGCUGGACAUGUCUGGCAAUAAGUUGCAAACGCUGUCGAAUGAGAAAUUCAUACGCGCCAAUUUGCUCAAUUUGCAGAAGUUGUAUUUGCGCAGUUGCAAAAUUGGUGAAAUCGAACCGGAAACAUUUAAAGGACUUACCAAUCUCGUUGAACUUGACUUGUCGCAUAAUUUGCUGGUUGUCGUGCCAUCGCUGGCGCUUAGCUAUAUCUCAUCGCUGCGUGAACUGACGCUCGCUUCCAAUCAUAUACACAAGAUCGAGUCGAACUCGUUCGCCAGCACGCCAUCGCUGCACAAGCUUGAUCUGUCGCACUGUGACAUACAGUCCAUAGCACCGCUAGCUUUCGAUGGUUUGGAGGGUUUAACUUUGCUUCGAUUAAACGGCAACAAACUGGGUGUGUUGCAGCCGCGCACGAUCGAAACACUGAGCAAAUUACAUGGCAUUGAACUUCACGACAAUCCAUGGCUUUGUGACUGUCGCAUGAGAGAUGCAAAACUCUGGCUGACCCAAAAGAACAUACCAUAUCCCGUAGCGCCGUUAUGUGCAGGUGGCCCCGAGCGUGUCGUAGAUCGGACUUUCUCCGAGCUGCAAGUAGAGGAUUUUGCAUGCCGACCGGAAAUGUUGCCUAUCAGCCAUUAUGUGGAGGCGACGAUGGGCGAGAACGCUUCGGUAGUAUGUCGUGCUAAAGCCAUUCCGGCAGCCGUUAUAAAUUGGUAUUGGAAUGGCCGACUAUUGACAAACAACAGCGCGUUCAGUUCUUAUCAACGUGUACACAUCUACGAGAACGGCCACUUUGAGAAACAUUCGCGGUUGAUACUCACCAAUGCGCAGGAAACAGACUCCAGUGAGUUUUACUGCGUGGCGGAGAAUCGUGCGGGCACAGCUGAGGCCAACUUUACGCUGCAUGUAAGUAUGCGCGCCGCAGGCAUGGCAUCACUAGGUAGUGGUCAAAUUGUGGGCCUUAGUGCUGCUUUGGUAGUUCUAAUUGUAUGUAUUUUGCUCGCGGUAAUGUUUCUACUCAUGCGUGUUAAGCGGCAACCGUACACCGAAAGCAAAACACCCAACCACAUGGAAGUGGUGACUAGUGUCAACCAUCAAAACUCCAUAACGAACAAAACUCAACCCAUUACCGGGAAUGGCAGUAUAGGCGGCGUCGUCAUAGCCAAUGGGGCAAUACCGAACUGUAUAGACACAUCAGGCACGCUAGAGCGGAAGAGCAGCGCAGCGAUGUCCGCGAACGAGGGUGGCUUCACCAAUCCGGUGCAGAAACCGCCACGCCUCACGGACUUGCCAUACUCAUCGACUGGCUACGACAACAAUGGCAGUGCUUUGUCUACGGCGCCAUGCUACCUCUCGCCUACAGCAUCGGCUGGCAACAACCCAGAUCUCAUUAAUGACACAAAACGUUUCGGUAGCGAUGAGUUUGCUGAUCUGAAAAUACCAGCGAUACUAACUGCUAAUUUGGGCACCGAACUGGGCAACUCUAGUGGCGAAUACAGUCGCGCUGGCGGUUGUGACUCACUUUAUCCCUCUGGAUUGUGGGAGAAUACGCCAGCGGGCACCUCUUCCGCGGACGAUCUCUUCAUGAAGCGCUACACCGACAAAACGCCUAUCAUUGAAUCGAACCAACUUUACGAUUUGCAUGAGCGCACCGUCGACUAUUUCAGCAAAACAUUUCCACGCACGCAUUACAACAACUUGCAGUUGGCCGGAGGUUGUGCGUCUACCAACGGGAGUAAUGGUGGUGGGGUUGGCGGCAUGUUGCACACUCCAUCCACGUCAACGGCAGCGCUGCUACAUAACUCGAACGGUGGUAUGGGCGGCACCCACUCGACCGCUUCAACAACUACCACCAAUCUCUCAGGCUCAUCCAGCGCGUAUGUGGGCGGUGGCUAUCCUAAUGACUAUGGCCUACCACUGGUGCCCGGCGCCGAGCACCAACACAACCAUCACCUGCAAAUGCAUCCACUACAACAACUGCAACAGCAUAUGACGGCAGCAGUGGCGAGCCAACAUGGUCUUGGUGGCAGCGCCAGCGGCAGCGGCAACAGCAGCAACCACAGCAGUCCACACUUCAGUAGCAGAACACUGCCACGCCUGCACGAGCACAGCGGCAGCGGCAGCAGCAGCAGCGGCGCUGGACUCAGCAGCUCCAGAUCUUCACCCACACCAGCGUCGACUGCAGUUGCGGUGACGGUGACGCAAAACGGCAUGGGACAAGCGCACACUUCAAUACUGCCGAACGGACAGCCGGUGAAUGCCAAGACAAUACGCGUGUGGCAAAAGGGUGGGGUACCAGUGCUGCCACCGGUGACGGCUUUGAAGCGCGCACUGACAAGCAGCAGCCGCAACUCACCGGACGAGGGCUACCAGGAAGGCUGCGGCACUGACGUGUAAAACGAGUCAGCGACUAGAAACAGAGAGACGUUCCUUACAUUAUAGGCGCAAAGGUACUUAGUGGAGUGUGGCGACGACACAAAUAUUUUGAUUUUAAGUUUUGUAUAUUUUUGUAAAUUUAGAAAUUAGUUUAUCAUUUAGUUGUUGAAUUUAAGUGAGUUCGUGCGCUGCUGUGCAAAGAGAGCGUCAAAUAGUUUGUAAACCAGAUUUUUUUUUAUUCAUUUACUUCCUAUAUAAAAAAUUUAAAAUUUCGCGCAUUCAUACUAAUACAAUUGACUGCAAAUGAGGAGAGAAUGAUGACGAUUAGAUUUUUGUACUGAGCAGCUGUGCUCCACACUCAGCCGUUUGUGAGGUUGACGGAGCGCGGACCUGCAUAACUACUACUACUGCAGUUCGCAAGUGGUAAAAAACGUGAAUGUGAUAGUGUUUGAGUAAUUCAUAACUAAAGAUAAUAAUUGCAAAAUGUGUAGAAGGAUGUAACUUUUCUUUUAAUAUAAAUAUAUAAAAUAUAUAUAUUUAAAAUAAUAUAUGCAUAAGUCACAUGAUAAAUGAAUUUCGAAUGCAUAACUACAAGUAUACUUUUAGGGUUAAUGUAAAUAAUUAAUAUCAACUAAAAUUGUAAGAGCAGUACGUAGUUAAGUAUCACAUAAAAAGUAAAAAUAAGUGACAUUAAAAACAGUCGCAGUGUUUCAAAGUUGUGAAAAGAUAUAAAAAUACGGAAGUUAAAAAAAAAAAAAAAAAUUUGUGGAAAUGAAAAUGUAAUAGAAAACACUGAAGUAAAAAAAGUCGCCGCAAAUUGACUGAAAGUGGUGAAUAGUAUUGAAAAACUAAACAUUAAACAUUUGGCGCUCAGUUGGAAAUUCAUGUGGCAACAAAAAUUCUGAAGUCCAUUGAGCGCGCCUAAAAUGCGGCAAGUAAACUUUCGGCAAUGUUUGCGCUAAAUGUUCGUGUGAUGUUGAAAGCAACAAAAGUCCGAAGCGCAGUGUAAGUUGGAAAACAAUUAAUUUUGCAAUCAAAGUACUUUUGUUGCUUCAUUGUUUGCAUUUUAUUUGCAUACUUUUCAAACAAAGUUUUUCAGAUUUCUGCAUUUUUUUUAUAUAUUUUUCACAUUACAUAAUGAGUACGGGGCCAGUCAUUUGAAUUGCAGACCAAUGAUAAGUGAAUUUGUAUAGAGCUGCUUUAGGUAACGGAAAUAAUUCAUGUUUACAAAGCGGAAGUCAUAAUUUUAUUCAUAUUCAGAAGAUCAACUUGAAAACAGCAAGUUUUGAUUUCGGCAUAAUUUAUACGAGUACUAUUUGAAAGGAAUUCUGGAAUUUUUGAUGUUAUUGAUGCAGAUGGCAUAUUCUGACAAUCUAACGAUUAAAUAAAAAAAAAUAUUAUUUGUCGGAAAAUUCUUAAGCUUUGAAGCCAUAAAGUCCACGAAUACAGUCGCUUAAAUAGUUAAGCAUUUGGUGGGAAUAUAACAGCCUGGCAUUGUGUUGUGCACAGAAACCAUAUCUCAACUUUUUAUGUACGCUUUUAUACCAAAUGCAAAACUUCACUCAAUUUUAAUGUGUUUAUAUGUACAUAAAUUUCUCAUAUUGGGCAAGUGGUUGCUAACUAAACGGAGUUACGCCAUUUAAAUCAUAGUCAACUUUCAAUAAUCUUUAAAUUGAAUUAGCUUUCGAAUAUGAAUAUGCAUAGCAUUUAUGUCUUUUGUCAUUAAAGUUCUAAAAGCUUUCACUUAUCAUUGGCAAUCGGCACUGUCUGCACUUUGCAUUCACUUACUCUUUAACUACUGCCGAAUUGGAUUCCUAUUAAAACUAAGCAGAAUACCUGUAGUAGAUAUGUAGAAGAUGAAGUUUACAGUUGCACAAACACAAUAUCUAAGUGUAGCUGUUAUGUACAGCAGGAACAUUAUUCGUAAGCGAGGUGAACUGUUGAAAAGUAAACAAAUUAAAAGCGAUAGUUGACUCUUUUUAUAUUUUUAUACACACUUUCGAGAGUAAGUACAGCGCUGUAAUUUAAUUAAAGCGAAGUUAGUUUAUUUCAUUUUAUUAAAUACAUAGUUUCAAAGUUGACGAGCAAACAGGAAAAGUAUGAAAAGUGCGAGCAGCACAGUUAAGGGACACAUGUACAUACAUACAAACAAUUUCAUAGAAAAAUCCACAUAAAACAUAACUAGCGACAGAUGUACAUUUCAGAAGGUAAAUAUACAAAAUUUACACACGCAACUGUAUGCAAGUUAGAAUGAGAAGUUGAGCAAAGUAAAAAUACAAAAGAGAUGAUAAAAUGUAUAAAAUAAAAUAUUUUUAUAGCAUACUUAGUACUUGAAAGGAUCUAGUGUAAUAAUAAUAACACAGAACGGCAUAAGUGCGUGCUUUGGCAAACACUUGUGAGGCAUGUGUGUGUGUGAAAAAGUAGAGGAAGACAUUUGAAAGUAGGAAACCUGAGCAUAACGCAACGCUGAAGAGUGAGUAUGAUGACAUAGCUUGUGUCUGUACGUAGCUUAAGUACAGCAAAUGUUAGUUUAGCUUUGUGUGAAUUGCGUUAAAAGCCAGCGUAAAGUACGAGACUGAUGCACACAAACACACUUACAUGCAGGCAAAGCAAUAGGCAUGUAUGUGGGUGUCUGUGGAAUAUAUGAAAUGGUAACCGCAAGAAUUUAUGGCUCAGUGCAAGAAAUCGGGCCGAGUUUAGGCAAUAAACGUAAAUAAAAAUACGGCAUACAGAUCGCACAGACACAGACCAACAGAUACAAGCAAAGACCUAAUCGAAAUUUGCAUACGAAAAUAUAUAAAUAAGUAAAGAUAUCAUGAAUCAAAUUCAUUUACACAGCGACACACAUAUGCCUACAGUACAAUAAAAAGGCAAAAACAAAAGAAAAACGCAAAUAAAUAUUCCUGCAAAUCCUAACAGACUUAGCACUAACACUACAAGCCGUUGAUGCCGAACUUUCUCGUAUCUUGUGUAAAAAGCUAGCGCAUAUUAGUGUAAAGUUGGCCACAAUUAAAUGUGUCAUGUGUGUAAUUUGAAAACGAAACCAUAAAAAUAAAAUAAAUUCAUAGACUUAUGUGCUUGAGAGCAACCCACAAGGCACCAAAAAUGAAACAAGAAACAAGUAAUUAUUGUGACUCGAUAAAUACCCCCCUCAGUGUAUAAAUUCCAAACAAAUGUGUGUAUAAAAGUAAUAACUAAGAAAUCACAGAAGAAAGCAAAACCGACGCUCGCUAUUUCUUGCGCUCAAAAAAUGAUUACAAAAGUAUUACAAUAAUUUUAAAAGUUACAACUAAUCAAACAAAAUCAAUACACCUGUAAACAGUUGAUAGUCAAUAUGCGUUUGUAAAUAAUUAUGAAUGUAAAGUAAUUGCUGUGCUCCCGCUAAAGCGCUCAUUUGUACAUACAAACACACACACAUAGACUCCCAAAACUUAUUUUCCAAAUCGUUUGAAGCUUGUAAAUUUGUAGAAAUAUGUGUUGAUGUGUUAUCAAAGUCCGUUGUAAGUGAACAAAGCGUGGCGCAAUGUCGCUGUAAAUUGUCUCAUAUCCAAAAGUGUUUGGCGAGCGAAAGCGAAGCAUUAAAGCACCUACUAAAUAUAUACGAACGGAAACGGAUAACAACUACAAACACACUUGCAUAUUUUCAUGCCAAUGUGGCGAGACAACACACAACAAACAACACCACAACUCGUGACCGAAUGGCGCCUGAAUGUAGGCUAGCCAGGCGGUUUCAACGCCGCAGCUUCGAACGAGAAUGUAAACACACACACACAUAUCCACACUUACAUAUCAACACACACAUAUUAACACUAGCAUAGCUGCUGCAACUGAGUAGAGGCAGUGAAACACUAGCGCAUAUAUACACACACAUAUCACCCAAACACACACACACACACACCUAUACAUAUACCGCAACUUAUAUCAUUCAUGCAUAUGUAAGAAACCAUUAAGGACUAAUAAUCUAGUUUAUAAUAGCUGUUUAAGUAUAUAUUAUAUACGUAUAUGUAUAUGUAAAAAGUAAAUGCGAAAUUAAAUAUUAUGUGUAUGUAUUUAUGCAUCUGUAUUUGUAACUGUAUGGUAAACCAAAGACUUUUUUCUUUGAAAUAAAAACCUAAAACAAUAAGAAAACGAAACAAAAUAUGUAUAAUGAAACAAAAUACACAAACCACACGAGGGAAAUGCGAAUUAAAAUAAAGAAUGAAAGAAUUAACGUAUAUAUGAGCUGUAAAUCCCAUAUAUAUAGGAGAAUAUAAAAAAAUAA
Bactrocera oleae (olive fruit fly) is the source of this 9501-nucleotide messenger RNA. It is a transcript of the gene kek1, whose product is annotated as kekkon 1. Gene Ontology annotation, molecular function: protein binding. NCBI's taxonomy places the organism in Eukaryota, Metazoa, Arthropoda, Insecta, Diptera, Tephritidae. The record is from RefSeq and is a predicted model, not a curated record.